Molecule: messenger RNA, 964 nt
Organism: Lasiosphaeria miniovina
Lineage: Eukaryota; Fungi; Ascomycota; Sordariomycetes; Sordariales; Lasiosphaeriaceae
Exons: 2
Coding region: 179-829 (216 amino acids)
Source: RefSeq, a predicted model, not a curated record
AGCGUGGGCUAUUCCCGAGGCAGAGCUUCAGUCAUUAUUCACACACAAUCCAUCCAACGGUAAUCCAUCAAACGGUACUCUAUCCAACGGCCCUUUUUUCUUCUUUUCUUCCUUCUCCCGCCUUCUCGUUCCAUGGGGUGCCUGCUGAAGCUGCAUGCCAGAUGCAGCAUUAUGAGUGAUGUUAGUGUUACUCAGGCUGCUGUCAAUCAGACCGAGCCACCGAGACACCGAGCAACCACCCACAUCCAUCGCCUCGUUCACGACCACCUCGACCAACCAACCACCAACACAGGCCCGGCUGUGUCUUCCGAUUCGAUUACCGCCCCGGCCUGCUUCGGCACUCCCUAUUGACGCAAGCGUCUUCUCAGUGGGCCACUCGUACGGCAUCUUUCCCUGGUCUGCUCUCAAAGAGACGUCCUUGGCGGCCCCAUGUCGACUCGUGCAUCCCACAGAGUCCAGCUCCCAGGCUGCCGUCUCGAUGGCACCUGAGGUACCUAGACUCGGGUCGAAAGGGGUCUGGGGAUUGGAUGGUCGUUUCCAUCACAAAAGGCCCCGCAGUGUCCGCAAAACUACCGCCACCGGGUCAGGAUCCCCCCCGCAACGGGAAAGGGCAGCGCUAUAUCAUUCCCCGUCUGAUGUCAACCAGAACAAAAGUGCCAAAGAUAUGGAGACAGUGAUAUUGUUCACCAUUGUCUUCUAUUGUUUUCCUUCCGACCCCGAGACGUCAGCGGCCAGACACCCUCUUCUCGAACAGUUUGGGGUCCGUUUCGCCACCAACAGUAGGCCAUAUCGACACCAACGGCGUCGAACAGCAGCUGUUCUGGCCUAGUCGGCGCUCUGGCUCGAUAUAUAAUCCCCGCUGGCUCUCCUUCUCCAAAAACCACUCAACCGUCGCCUCGGGGAACCACCAGAGACAGGAUUAACCACAAGCCUCCGAGUUGCCUUUAGGACACCACGGCAGACA